AAGAGGGAGUUUGAAUGUUUGAUUGGGGGCAGUGCCGCAGUGGUGAGGACGAGAAAAAGUUGAAGCGGCGGAACCAGUGGGUCAUCGACUAUGAGUUAUGAGUAGAGCUGUGGCGACAAUGUAGGCUGUGGGGAGAUUGGGAGGCACAGAAAAGCGGAAGUAAUUGGGUUGCCGGAGGAGGAAUUAAGACCUCAAGGGAGUUAGGUCUCGUCGAGCUCGAUUCCAGAGAGUCAGUAAAGGAGGAUCAAUCUACAAAAUUGUGAUGGGAUAUUGUUGGGGUGGAAAUGUAGCAGAUUUAAUGAAUGUCACUUACUAGCCACUUGAGGAGUACCAAAUUGCAUACAUUUCACAUUUGCAGAGAGGCUUGAAGGGGUUAUCCUAUUUGCAUUCAAUAUUUAAGAUUCAUAUAGACAUUAAAGGCGGAAACAGUUUGCUGUCUGGUCAAGCCGUCAAGGUGAGGUUAAGUUAGGUUCAUGGAUCCUCCAAGUGAUUUUUCUUUUCAUACCGCUACUAAUGAUACUGAGGAUAAUAAGAAUGAUAGAGGUAAAACGAGAGAUGUCACCUCGAUGAAGAAGUGGAUCUUAACUCAUUCUUCUGAAAAAGGCAAGGAGGUUGUUGAGUUUAAGGGCAACAACCCAAUUGGGGCUCAAAGAAAUUAUUUUUUGUCUUAUAUUUGUCAUUUAGCUUGUAGCAAAGUGAGUAUAUUGUUUAGGAGUUGGAAAGAAGUUCCACCACAAACAUUGGAGAUGAUUUGGCAUGAUCUUUUGACUGUAUUCGAUAUUCCCAACACACCUGCCAUGAGGAAACGGUGGUUGAGUUAUGCUGGAGUUCGAUGGAGGGACUUUAAGGCAUCAUUGAGUUCUAGAUUUAUAUAUGGUGAUAAACAAAAUAAGAAUCCAUGUGACGAGUGUAGUUACAUUGAUCAAGAUACAUGGGAUGAAUUUGUUGCAGCUCACAAAGAUUCGAAGUUUCAGACGGUAAGGAAACAAGCUCAUUUGACACAAUCAAAUCAUGUGUACGAGCAUCGAUUGUCUCGUGGAGGAUAUUAUAAAUUGGAUGUGAAUAUGAUGGAUGAGAAGCUAAAGGAAAGACGAGAAGUUUCUAUGUCUGACCCAUUGAUUGUAGUUAAUCCUCCAUCUCCCCCAUGCAGGCACGGGAUGUGGAAGAGAGCUAGAGUGGAUAAAACAAAGGCAUUUAUCACAGAAGAGAGUAAAUUGAUUGCAAAAAAAAUUGAUUCUUUUGAGCAACAAUGUACUCCCGGAGAAUUCAUUGAAUCUGGAAGGAUGGAUAUACUAGCACUUGAAAAGAAAGAGCACUCGACUUGUGUUAGGGGUGUGGGAAGAGAAGUUGGAAUAAGUGACUCCUUUGGGUCUACACCUCCUUGUGAAGGAUAUACAUCCGUGGAAGCGGAAGCUCUUAAAGACAUGAUCUCUGCUGCCAUAUCCAAAGGAAUAGCUGAAAAUACUGCAGUGUGUAAACAAUUUUUGGAAAAUGCAAUGGCUGAAGCUACUGCAUCGUUUCGAAAACUUUCUGCAUACUUAGACCAAAAGAACAAUUUAUGUGUCCAGGAGCCUGCACCAGACCUUAAUAGUGAUAACGCUAGUUCCCCAGACCCUCUUGAGAAUAUACCAAUGGUAGGAGUACGAUGUCUUUUGUACUUGGAGAAUCCUAUUCGACGUAAGGUGGCAGUGGGCAAGGUUUUUGGCAUGGGCCAUACACUUCAUGGCAUACCAUUACCACAUGAUCAAGUAAAAGUAGUCAUAGAGAUUGCCUUUGAACCACAAACAAAGGUACCGUUCCCCACUGAGGAGGCAUCAAAUAUAGGUGGAGCACUUGAUCAAUAUAUUGCUUGGCCAAAGAAGUCAAUACAAUUGUUAAGUCCAAAUGAGGGUAAAGUGUUAAGCAACACAUGAAGCCAUUGUGGAACAGUCUCCAUUGCCUAAAUGUUAAAUGUUAUCGAAAUAGUUUGAGCAAUGAUUGCAUGAAAGCAUAUGAAAUUGCAAGUCAUGUAGAGGAGAGUGUUUUGGUUCAUAUGGGAUUACAGACAAAAUGAGAUAUUAGUUUUAUAUAUUCAAGGAGGAGAUGCACCCGGCGAUAUAUAUCUCAUACAUUCAAUUGUUUAUUAUGUAAGUUUUUCCUUAUUGAGAUAUCUAAUUGUGUACACUUUUUAGUUAUAUGAUCUAUUACAUU
Molecule: messenger RNA, 2190 nt
Organism: Ipomoea nil (Japanese morning glory)
Lineage: Eukaryota; Viridiplantae; Streptophyta; Magnoliopsida; Solanales; Convolvulaceae
Exons: 9
Coding region: 474-1913 (479 amino acids)
Source: RefSeq, a predicted model, not a curated record